GGGCUUCCGGUUCCGCCCGGACCGAGGGACCGAGGCUGAUGGCGGCGGCUGAGAAGUUGGCAGCAGAAGAGGCUGUGGAGACUGAGAAUCCGGGAGCUCUGAAACCCGGAGCCGCCCCGUUCGGAAAUUUCCCUCAUUAUUCUCGCUUCCACCCUCCCGAGCAAAGGCUCCGCCUUCUACCCCGGGAGCUUCUUCGACAGCUCUUCCCUCCCGAGGGUCCCGAGAGGAGGCCGAUCCUAGGGCUCGACGUGGGGUGUAACUCCGGGGAGCUGAGUGUGGCUCUGUGCAAACAUUUCCUUUCCCUGCGUGAUGGGGAGCCCUGCUCAGGUGCCUCCAGAGACCUCCGCCUCCUCUGCUGUGAUAUAGAUCCAGUCCUUGUGGAGCGAGCCGAAAAAGCAUGCCCUUUUCCCGAUGCUCUGACCUUUAUCACCCUGGACAUCAUGGAUCAAAGGAACCGGAAGGUUCCCUUGAGUUCUUUCUUAAGCCAGUUUGGACGUUCUGUUUUUGACAUUGUCUUCUGCAUGUCGGUAACCAUGUGGAUUCAUCUGAACCAUGGGGACCGUGGUCUGUGGGAGUUCCUGGCCCAUCUCUCCUCUCUCUGUCGCUACCUCCUUGUGGAGCCACAGCCCUGGAAGUGUUACCGGGCCGCUGCAAGGCGCCUCCGAAAGCUGGGACUCCAUAACUUUGAUCACUUCAGCUCUCUCACCAUCCGAGGUGAUAUGGCCAGUCAGAUCGUGCGAAUCCUGACGCAGGACCAUGCAAUGGAAUUAGUGCGCCGCUUCGGUAACACCAGCUGGGACCGAAGCCUUCUGCUCUUCAGGGCAAAGCACACUGUGGAGACUCAUCAACCCCUGAACCGCUGACAAAAGAGACAGAAAGGAAGAAAUCGGAAUUCUGAAUAGGAGGGCAAACAGGAAGAGCACCAGGGACACAAUGUGACGCUUUCAUACUGAGAAUCGUGUUCACAUCCUGGAGCAAUCGAGCCUCCAGACCUGGCAGGAACUUUUGGCUAAGUGUCUGAAGCAAGUAACUGAAAGAAUUAGUGUCUGUGUUCCCGAUGUUUGGAUAGCCCCUGAGGGGAAUGAAUUCAGAGAGCGGUGAACUAGGCGUCUGGAUGGAGAUUGGCCUGGGGAGUGAAACUGCCUUUGUAAGCUGUCUUGUUUGCUGGGGACCAAAGUUAGGGUCUUGUAUGUGCUAGUGAAAUAUUCUACCCCCAAGCUACACCACCAGCUCUGCGGGUGUUUAUAAAAGUCAGACCGGGUUAAUAGACUGUGUCAUCUCUUCUAUUUACUUAUUUUUAUUUUAUGUGCAUUGGCAUUUUGCCUGCAUGUAUGUCUGUGUGAGAGUGUCUGGUCUGUGAGUGCUGGGAAUUGAACGUGGGUCCUCUGGAAGGGUAGUCAGUGCUCUUCACUGUUGAGCCAUCUCCGGAGCUGCAUACUGCCACUUUGAACUCCUUAAAUCCAACCUGGAUCUUCAGCCUUUUCUGGACUUGCUUGGCUGCCUUGAAACAGAGCCUCAUGAUGAAAUCUGCAGUGAGCAGCCCUGGACUGGCUAUAGGAAGUGGUCAGUAGGGAAAGCAUUUCAUCUUUCUAGAGGAGGCCAAGCCUCACAGUAUAGUUAUGCACUGAAAGACACACUAACUAACAUUUUAAAAAAUACUUAGAAGCUGGCUAGAGUGGCAGAUGCUAGCACUUGACAGGCAGGGGCUGGAGGAUCAGGAGUUCAAGGACAGCUUUAAGACCAGCCUGGCCUAUAUGAGUCCCUCCUGUCUUCAAAAAAAACCAGUGUGAUAAUAACAGCUGUUUAGGGCUCGGUAAAGCCUAAUUGUAGACUGUUUACUCAGUACCUGUAAGGUUUGAUCCCUAGCCUUUUCCUCAUCCCCCACAAAAAAACAACAAAAAGAAUUUAAUUAUGAACCCUAAGAUAGGUAGUGAUUUGUGAUUUGGUUCUACAAUACAGCUCAGCAAUCUUGCUUUCUCUUCCUCUUCCUUUGCUGUCUCUCUUUAGUUUUCAGGACCAGAUCGAACAUGGGACCUUGUACCCACUGGCAAGACUCUGCCACUGAGUCCAUCCCAGCCUGGUUUGAUUUUGUUUUAAUUUUUGCUUUGUUUUGUUUUUUGAUCAAAGGCAUCUCUAUGUAGUCUUGGUUGUAUUGGAGAUUGUUACAUUGACCAGUCUGGCCUUGAACCACCACCUGGCAGCGAUGUAAACCUUUAAUCCCAGCAGAGGCAGGCGGAUAUCUGUGAGUUCAAGGCCAGCCUGGUCUACAAGAGCUAAUUCCAGGACAGGCUCCAAAGCUCCAGAAAAACCCUGUCUCGAAAAAACAACAACAGGGGCUGGAGAGAUGGCUCAGAGGUUAAGAGCAUUGUCUGCUCUUCCAAAGGUCCUGAGUUCAAUUCCCAGCAACCACAUAAUGGCUCACAACCAUCUGUAAUGGGGUCUGGUGCCCUCUUCUGGCCUGCAGGCAUACAUGGAAGGA
Molecule: messenger RNA, 2479 nt
Organism: Chionomys nivalis (European snow vole)
Lineage: Eukaryota; Metazoa; Chordata; Mammalia; Rodentia; Cricetidae
Gene: Bcdin3d
Product: BCDIN3 domain containing RNA methyltransferase
Exons: 2
Coding region: 39-863 (274 amino acids)
Biological process (GO): negative regulation of pre-miRNA processing; miRNA metabolic process
Cellular component (GO): cytoplasm
Molecular function (GO): RNA methyltransferase activity; O-methyltransferase activity
Source: RefSeq, a predicted model, not a curated record